This is a messenger RNA of Paramuricea clavata, 397 nucleotides long. The record is from the annotation of a GenBank genome assembly. NCBI's taxonomy places the organism in Eukaryota, Metazoa, Cnidaria, Anthozoa, Malacalcyonacea, Plexauridae.
CAAAGUGAAAAUGAACAUAUAUGCAUUCAUUACGAUCGAUCAUAUGGCAUUACGACAACAAAAUGCAACUCCAGUGAUCCUUUCCAACGAUGGAUUUGGACACAGCACAGCCAACUACUUCAUGCAGAAACAUCAAAAUGUAUCCAGCAAGGCAAAAUGUUUCCUGGACAAAUGUAUACUUGGCACCUAGGUCUUGAAGAGUGUAACGUAUCUGAGACGAAACAGCGAUGGGACUGUGACGCAAAUUUCCUUGUGAAAAGGUUUCUUCGUACCACCAGUCAGCAGGACACCAUGUACAUAACGUAUGAGAAUGACAAUGACAACACUAUUGUUGCAAAAGAACAGGCCCCUAAGAAUUGGAAACGUUAUCAGCUAAAUAGUAAAAUUUGUUCUUCAU